Cucurbitaria berberidis CBS 394.84 is the source of this 1638-nucleotide messenger RNA. RefSeq names its product serine peptidase-like protein. The coding region runs from base 1 to 1638 and encodes 545 amino acids. The transcript has 3 exons. Gene Ontology annotation, biological process: proteolysis. The record is from RefSeq and is a predicted model, not a curated record. Lineage: Eukaryota; Fungi; Ascomycota; Dothideomycetes; Pleosporales; Cucurbitariaceae. Gene Ontology annotation, molecular function: serine-type exopeptidase activity; dipeptidyl-peptidase activity.
AUGCGUUUCUCAAUUGCCAUUGCAGGCCUGUUGUGCGCCCUCGAGGUCGCUGCUUUGCGAACUCCACCGAGAAAUUUAGGGGAGAGGGAGAAUCUAGGCAGAGCUGUAGGAACGCAUCGCAGUCUACACAAGCGCGCAGACGAGCCUGAUCUUACACUCCUCUAUCCUGAGCGCAACAUCUCAGUACCUGUUGACUUUUUCCACAACGAGACAAGAUAUGAGCCACACAGCAACGGAACUUUCAACUUGAGGUACUGGUUUGACGCCACCUACUAUAAGCCCGGCGGUCCCGUCUUCGUUCUCCUCGGCGGCGAAACGGAUGGUGCGGGCCGUCUCCCAUUUCUGCAGAAAGGCAUUGUUCACCAGGUGAUCAAAGCGACCAAUGGGCUAGGUGUUAUCCUUGAGCACCGUUACUAUGGCAAGAGUUUCCCGACUUCAGAUCUCACGACAAAGAAUUUGCGGUUCUUGUCGACUGAGCAGGCUCUAGCGGAAAUCGACUACUUUGCUAGGAACGUUAAAUUUGAGGGUGUCGAUGCAGAUCUUACUGCACCCAAGACGCCUUGGGUUGUAUAUGGCGGCUCGUACGCGGGAGCCCAGUCUGCAUUCUUACGUGUUGUAUACCCGGAUACGUUCUGGGGUGCUAUUUCAUCUUCUGGAGUAACAGUUUCCAUUUAUGAUUACUGGCAGUACUUCGAGCCCGUCAGACUGUUCGGCCCCCCAGACUGCGUCAAGGGCACUCAGCUUCUCAUCGAUGUGAUUGAUAACAUCCUGUUGAACAAGACCAACUCGGACAAGGUUCAGCCACUCAAGGAGGCCUUCGGCCUGGGCAAUGUCACAGACAACCGCGACUUUGCGAACCAACUGACUGGCAUCGCCGGCUGGCAGAGUACCAACUGGGAUCCCGAAGAAAACUCUGCGUCUUUCUUCAACUACUGCAACAACAUUACCUCAGACAAGCCAUUGGCCGAGAACCUUCGUCCUGCCGUCUCGAAACUCGUCUCUGCAGCAGGCUAUGACUCUGAUAUACAUGUUGAAAACAUUACCCUGAACGCGAUUAGUUGGCUCAACAUAACCCAACUCGGUGGCUGGCGACGCUCUAACAAAACGCAAGACGCGUACUUCACACAGCUGAACGCAACCGCUUUGCAAUCAUACACCUCCCUCGAAGACUACGGUUCAACCAGCUGGAGCUACCAAGUCUGCACCGAAUGGGGCUACAUUCAAACCGGCAACACGCCACCGGAUAUCAAGCCCCUCGUUUCACGCACCCUCGAUCUCGAAUAUCUGACCUUCUUCUGCCGCGCGCAGUUCAACAUCACCACGCCCCCAGAUAUCUGGCAGGUCAACAAGUACGGCAACUACAGCGUCGACUAUCCGCGCCUUGCCCACAUUGGAGGCAAUGCUGAUCCAUGGCGGCCCGCAACCCCGCUCUGGUACCCGGAGCAUAAGAAUACUACGACGGAGCAGCCGUGGCUGUUGAUUAGCCAUGGUGUUCAUCAUUGGGAGGAGAAUGGCGUCUUUGAGAAUGAGACUACGCCGACACUUCCCCCGCCACAGGUCGUGUACGCGCAGCAAUUUUUGAAGAAUUUUGUCGUUGAUUGGCUUGAGGAAUUUAAGAGCGAACGCAGUGAGCUGUAA